AUGCUCAAGGAGGAGCACGAGGUGGCCGUGCUGGGGGCGCCCCAGAGCCAGGUGGCCAUGCUGGGGGCGCCCCAGGGCCAGGCGCCCGCGACGACCACGGUGAUCAACAUCCGCAGCGACACCGCCGUGCCCGACCACAUCGUGUGGUCCCUGUUCAACACCGUCUUCAUGAACUGGUGCUGCCUGGGCUUCGUGGCAUUCGCCUACUCUGUGAAGUCUAGGGACCGGAAGAUGAUCGGCGACAUCACUGGGGCCCAGAGCUAUGCCUCCACCGCCAAGUGCCUGAACAUCUGGGCCCUGGUCCUGGGCAUCUUUCUGACCAUUGGAUCGAUCGUUGUUCUCGUGUUCAUCUACGUGGCAGUCUACCGUACGGCUUUGGAGAUAAUGAAAAAUAGAGGCUACUAGCCGCUGUCCGUGGAGGCGGUCCAGGGCCUCCACCGUCCUUGGUGGCUUUGCACCCGAGGCAUG
Molecule: messenger RNA, 468 nt
Organism: Budorcas taxicolor (takin)
Lineage: Eukaryota; Metazoa; Chordata; Mammalia; Artiodactyla; Bovidae
Product: interferon-induced transmembrane protein 1-like
Exons: 2
Coding region: 1-405 (134 amino acids)
Biological process (GO): type I interferon-mediated signaling pathway; host-mediated suppression of symbiont invasion; response to interferon-alpha
Cellular component (GO): plasma membrane
Source: RefSeq, a predicted model, not a curated record